CAGCGGAAGUGAGUGGACGGUGGCGGCGGCAGGUCCGAGUCCGGUGUUAACCUCACGGUUCGGUUCGGUGUCUCACGGUUCAUCGGCGGCGGUUUGUCGGGAGUCCACGUGUCCGAGUUCAUGACGUCGCCGAGUUUCACGGAUGAUUCCUUCAAAGCGUUUCCAGCCGAUGUGAACGAGUCCACGCAGGACGACGAGUCGAGCAGCGGAGCAGCCGAUGAUCGGGUCGUGUUGACGUGCGAUGUCCAACCCCACGAUCAACGCGUGCCUGUCCGCUGACCCGGCACAGAAGAGGACCGGCAAGUGGAAAAACCGGCGGUUUUACAAAGACGUGCAACACUUGGGACAACAGGGACACGUGGACGGGAGACGGAGAGACGACCCCCCCGCCGGGCCCAGACAGUACCAGACCCCCCUCCACAACGGCGUGAGGUCAGAGGCCGCUUCCACACAAAGCACCGGUUUACCUCGGCCCGGCGGCUCGUGGCCUCCGGCGGCCGCUCGCCGCCCGCCUGCCUCCGCGCCGCCCGCCAGCAGCCGAGGAGGCCACGACAAGCCAAAGGAACCCGUGAGCUUAAAGUCUGCAGCCGCCAACCCCGGCCCCUCGGGAUCCAGCAACGCCAAACCCGCUGCCACCUCCACCGCCAUCCCCACCAAGUUCCUGGCUAUGGACUGCGAGAUGGUGGGGGUGGGGCCUAAAGGCCACAUCAGCCAGCUGGCACGCUGCAGCAUCGUGUCCUACGAUGGAGACGUCAUUUACGACAAGUUCAUCAACCCCUCCAUGCCCGUGACCGACUACCGCACCCGCUGGAGCGGGAUCCGGCACCGGGAUCUCAUCAAGGCCACGCCGUACCCGGACGCCCGGAAGGAGAUCCUGAGGCUGCUGAUGGGGAAGGUGGUGAUCGGCCACGCCAUCCACAACGACUUCAAGGUGCUCGGCUACUCGCACCCGGCCGCCUUGACCCGGGACACGUCUCGGAUCCCGCUGCUCAACCUGAGGGCCGGCUUCGCUGAGCACGAGUGUGCGUCACUCAAGAGACUCACCAAGGCCAUCUUCAACCGCGACAUCCAGACUGGGAAGAAGGGUCACUCGUCCGUGGAGGAUGCAAAAGCCACGAUGGAGCUUUACAGAGUGGUGGAGGAGGAGUGGGAGAGGAGGUUCGCCUCCAAGCCGCAGGGCAGAUAACGCCAGGGCUGCGGAGACGCCGUGGAAGUUGAACUGAAUAGUAAUGAACUUUGAGGAGCGGCAGGUCAUGUGAUCUGAACUCACUGCUGCUUCCAGGAUCAAACCACUGUUAGUGUCAACGAGCGAGUGAAGAAACCAGGAGGAGAGGAGCUGCUCGGUUUAGAGCGCUGGAGAAGAAGAACAUGAGCGAGAGACCUGGAGCUUCAACAGAAAGAUUCUUUCUCAGGUUUCUGUGUGUUGAGAUGGUGCAUCUGCCACUAGGGGGCAGUCAUGUAUUCAUCCCAGCAACAAACAUACAUUAUUGAAACAGCAUCUGUGAUGACAAACACCAAAAAAUAAACUGUUUUUAUCAGAGCAGAAGUUCAGCUGCUCCUGGACAAGUUCUGGUCCUGAUGGGAAACAAAUAUAUUCAAGUCUGACCUCAACUGCUGCUGAUGGAUCAACUGAUGGAUCAACUGAUGGAUCAACUGAUGGAUCUCAAUCAUGAGUCGCUCAGUGCAGAUCUCUAUGGUUUUUAAUCGUCUUUUAAUUCAAAUCAGAGAAACAGAACUGGCUCAUUAUUCAGGAUUUGAUCAUUUCCACACCCACAUUUUAAAAAGUGACUAAACACCUUGUUUUUAGUUUUUUUUAUCUUAAUGUUUAAAAAAAAAAAGAAGCAAAGAUUUGUGAAGCUUGCUCUAUCAUACAAAGGUGUUUGUGAUGCACAGUAGAUAAUUCUAUAAGCUCAAAAACACCUCAGGUUCUGGUGGUGCAUUCGAGCAGGAGGUUCAAAAUCUAAAUGAAUGUAGUUGCAGAUCAUGGUCUCGGCAAAAUGAAUUGUACAGGGGGGGGGGGGGGGGCGACCUCAGUGGUGCUACAGCCACUUUGCUCCUUUCACCGGCCGACGUUUAACAACUCAUCAGAGCGGCUGAUUAAAAAGAAACAAAAAGAUGGAUCCUUGUUUACCUGAGUUCUUGAAACACGUUCAAUCAGCUGAUUACAGGAGAGUUUACAUUGAGAGAAACCACUUUUCUAUGCAACACCAGAUGAGUUCAGGUGUUCAGGUCAAUUGAACAAGUUCAGUAAUUGCUGUAAACACACACACACACACAAACACACACAGGAGUGUCACCUCUGCUGCAACUUGGACUGUGAGUUCGACUUGAGAGGAAAUCUGAUCUAAUGUUGGUCAAGUUAUUACAACUGGAAGCUUUUAAAUGUUUUAACUUAAACCAAAAUCAACUAGUUCUGCUUUGUGUUAUCUUUUUGUAACGUCAGACAAUUCACAACACACACAGUUGUCAGAUUAUUGUGCUGGAAGGUGCUUCUCAUUUUGUCAACCUCAUUUAUAGGGAGGAAUUCAUCCAGGGCUGUUGUAUCGAGCUGUUUCUAGACAGAGCUUCGGUCUGUGAGAACAAACGUCUGAGUCAGUGUCUCUGGACGUUUUCUGGAUCUUCUCCUGCAGCCUCCUGGUGAAAUGUGUGUAACGUGGGAGUGAGUCCAUGUGAGGAACCAGUAGGACAAUGUGUGGAAGCUUCCCAGUGAGCGUGACGUGAAACUGGAAGAACACAAACAUCUCAGGAUGAAGAAGAGGAGAAGACGAAGACGUGAACUUGGAAACACGAGGAGAUUCCAGAUCUUCUGGUGCUGAGGGCAGACGCUGGUGUGGAGGAGCUGGAAACAACAAUCUGAUCUUCCCUCAGUCUGUGUUCAUUCUGUGUGUAACCCCUGGAUUAAACAUUUCUUCUUCUUUCCUGUUUGUUUUAAAGUUAACUGUUGAUUAAAAAAUACUUUUUGAUCCUGCAAAA
Molecule: messenger RNA, 2973 nt
Organism: Limanda limanda (common dab)
Lineage: Eukaryota; Metazoa; Chordata; Actinopteri; Pleuronectiformes; Pleuronectidae
Gene: isg20l2
Product: interferon stimulated exonuclease gene 20-like 2
Exons: 4
Coding region: 242-1186 (314 amino acids)
Cellular component (GO): nucleus
Molecular function (GO): exonuclease activity; nucleic acid binding
Source: RefSeq, a predicted model, not a curated record